Molecule: messenger RNA, 1821 nt
Organism: Colletotrichum godetiae
Lineage: Eukaryota; Fungi; Ascomycota; Sordariomycetes; Glomerellales; Glomerellaceae
Exons: 1
Coding region: 363-1655 (430 amino acids)
Biological process (GO): mitochondrion organization; phospholipid transport
Cellular component (GO): ERMES complex
Molecular function (GO): lipid binding
Source: RefSeq, a predicted model, not a curated record
CAAUGACAUAUAAACGAUGAAUGAAGCCCUCCGUAAUGAUCGAGCAGGUAUGGUGGAAGGUAAUGGCGAGGCCAUAAGUACCUUGUGCUGUCCGUGAGCUCAACCUGUGGAAACGGGCAACUCGGUCCACUGAAAUGCCAAUUUAGCGCCACAUGCUGCCGUUCCCACCUCGCCUAGCGUUACCUGGAAGCCACUGAGUCGCAGCACGGGGCAACCUGAACAACCUAAGGGUGAGGUAUCCAUCGUCGACCCUGUGUGCACACUGCCUACCUUACCUUAAGGUAUCUUAGUCCACUACCUCAAUUGUUCAACAACUCGGCCCUCAUUUCUCUUUCCUCCUCUCACACAAAACAACAGCUCUAAUGUCAAUAGACCUCAACUGGGAAACGCUCACGACGGGCCCCGACGGAGAGGCCCUGGCCCUCCGCAUCCGCGACUUCAUUCACACCAAAUUCCAGGCCGUGCCUCUGCCUCGCUUCAUCAAGUCUGUCAAAGUACACGACUUUGAAUUCGGCACCAUCGCACCCGAAUUAGAGCUCAAAGACAUCACCGAUCCCUUGCCGGAAUUCUACGAGGAGAACUCCGACAUUGAGGACGACGAGGAAGAGGAGCAGGCUAUCCUCGAGGAGCAGGCACAGCAGCAGCAGCAUGGGCCCCGGAGCCAGCUGAGCGCCGGCGAGAGGAGGAGGCAGAGGGAGGAGGCGUCGAUGCCGCCGCGACUGAGCACGCAUGCGCUCCGGGGCCAGUCGGGGGAUUUUCCUAGUCCGUUUCUGGGUGUUUCGACGCCGGGGAUUCUUGGUGGGACGUCGAAUCUGCAUUAUUUCCAGUCGCAUCUCGGGACUGGGUGGUCGGGCACGCAGACGCCCCUCGCCGCGGUGGCGGGUGCGCACAUGGGCAACAGGCUAGACACCUCAGCCGUGCUAUCCCCCGUCGGCUCGCCGCCGGCGAAUGGCUUCUCGCCAAGUCACAGCCGGAACCCCUCGCAGAGCUCCAUCUCCGUGAGCGACUUCAACCCGGCGCUGGCGCAGCUGAGGGAGAAGUCGAGCGUGUCGACGCUGGCGCCCACAUCGGCGGGGGCGUCGAGGCCGCCGACGCGCGACACGCACCUCGCGGGUUCAGCGAUCCAGGAGGAGGACGAGGAGGUUCUCCCCGGAGAGGAAGAGGGCGACGGCGACGGCAACAACAAUCACAACGGCAACGCGCCGCGGUUCCGGGAGCCGAGGCCCGAGGACCUGCAGGCCGUGUUCCGCAUACGGUACGCCGGCGACGUGAGGCUUCGGUUGACGGCGGAGAUUUUGCUCGACUACCCGAUGCCAAGCUUCGUGGGGAUCCCCGUGCAGCUGAGCGUCACGGGCCUUACGUUUGACGGCGUGGGCGUGAUGGCGCAUAUCCGCAAGAGGGUGCAGUUUUGCUUCUUGAGCCCCGAGGACGCGGUCACGGCCGUGGGCGCGGAUGAUGCGGGCCCUAGCGAGCCUGGUAAGAGGUUUGGUGGGUUAUUGCAGGAGAUACAGGUUGAGAGCGAGAUUGGUCUGCGGGAUGGAGGGAAGCAGAGCUUGAAGAACGUGGGCAAGGUGGAGAGAUUUGUCCUGGAGCAGGUGAGGAGGAUAUUUGAGAAUGAGUUUGUGUAUCCCAGCUUCUGGACGUUUUUGGUCUAGGGCGAUGAUGAAUGGCAUGGGAUGGUUAAUUAACCUGGCGUUCUUCACGAGAUAUGACAUGCGUUGUUCACGGGCAAAAGGGAUAACAAAAAAUGGCUGGUAAAAAACUAGGGGCUGGUGGGAUUUGCUCUGCAUUGGUAUCUAUCUACAAGGAAGAACAGAAAAU